UUUUGGUAGUUUUGUUGUKUUAUAGGGUGUGUUUAGAGUUUUAUUUUAUCAUGUGAUCUUUGUUAUUACUGAUUUUGUGAAGGUUCUGGUUGAUUAUAGGACUUAUAUAAAGUGGUGGACAGGUUUUAGCUUCUGUUAAGAAUGGAGCAAUUUCAAACAUACGCCACUUGAAGGGAGGUGUUUGCACCAGGAUGCCUGAACCACUGACKCGCUCAACAUCCUCAAUUGCCGUGAACUGAAGGCAGCAAGAAGAGCUUCAUGUUAAUAAGGUCAUCAACCACACAGCUCCUUAAGUGCCAGAUGACGUGUGGAGCAAGCACAUUCCUCAAGAGACUUUUUUUUUGCUCUUAAUGACUGUUUAACACGUCUUGUUUACCUGACACAUCACAGAAGACCAGUUUUCAUCCUUUGUUUGGGGAGAGAAGCACUUGAUUAUGCAAUGUGCAGAUACAGGUGUUGAAGACUCAGUGGUCUUAAGGGUCACUUYGACAUACCCAUGCUGUAAAAUCAAGCUUGAAGUAUUUUUUGGUGUUCAUGCCUGGGAGUGCUCAGCAUGUGGACUAACAAAGUAAGCCCUAAGGGAAUGAGUAGAUAUAAUAGCUUUUCACGUAUUUUGAACACACUGUUCAAAAAUCCAGUCCCAUUUCUAAAAACGAAUUUGAAACCUGCUAUAAUGACUCCUUAAACAUUUUUAAGGCAUCAUACGACACAAGUAAGAAAAUGGAUGCAGCCCCUUCAACCGAGUGGCCUCCCAUGUUCGUUUAUAAUGGCACAUACAAGUACCUGCUCUUGGAGGGCAAUGUCUCCUAUGUAGACUUCUACCUCCAUCAGCCUUCAGUGGCAGCUGUCUUCAUCAUCUCGUACCUCCUCAUCUUCCUGCUCUGUAUGGUUGGCAACGGUGUCGUUGGCUUCAUUGUUCUGAGGAGCAAACACAUGCGAACGGUCACAAACCUUUUCAUCUUAAACCUGGCCAUCAGUGAUCUCCUGGUGGGAAUCUUCUGCAUGCCCACUACUCUGCUGGACAACAUCAUUGCAGGAUGGCCAUUUGGGAGCAUGGUUUGCAAGAUGAGCGGCAUGGUCCAAGGAAUCUCUGUCUCAGCUUCUGUCUUCACACUAGUUGCAAUUGCUGUAGACAGGUUCCGAUGCAUCGUUUACCCCUUCAAGCCGAAGCUGACGGUUUCGACGGCGGUUGUGGUCAUCGCAGUCAUCUGGAUCCUGGCUGUGGCCAUCAUGUGUCCCUCGGCGGUCAUGCUGCAGGUGCGGGAGGAGAAGCUCUUCAGGGUGAUCCUCGGCCGCGGCAACGAAACCCGCCCCGUGUACUGGUGCCGGGAGGACUGGCCCGAGCCCGGCAUGAGGAAGAUCUACACGACGGUUCUGUUUGCCAACAUCUACCUGGCUCCCCUGUCGCUCAUGGUGAUCAUGUACGCGAGGAUUGGCAUCGCUCUCUUCAACACGGCUGUGCCAGCGGCGGGAAAACACAGCCAGGAGCAGCGGCACCUUGUGUCCAAGAAGAAGCAGAAAGUCGUCAAGAUGCUCCUCGUCGUGGCUUUGCUUUUCAUGCUGUCCUGGCUUCCGCUGUGGACUCUGAUGAUGCUCUCUGACUAUGCUAACUUGUCUGAUAUGCAGCUGCAAAUCAUCAACAUCUAUAUCUAUCCCUUUGCUCACUGGCUGGCCUUCUUCAACAGCAGUGUCAACCCCAUCAUCUAUGGCUUCUUUAACGAAAACUUUCGCCGAGGUUUCCAGGCAGCCUUUAAACUUCAGCUCUGUUGCAGAGAGGUGGUUCACAAGGAGGUCWACUCAAAGCGAGGCCAAAGCAACGUGAUCUUGCCAAUAGCUAACUACCAGACACCCCAAGGUGCAGCUGGCCAAAAUGCUAAGGAGCAAAGAAAUCCAAUUAGGGAAGGAAAAUGGAUAAAUAAGCAGCAGGAUUUGGUGAUGGAGGAUCUGUAAGAGUCCUCCUGCAAUGGGGUUAAGUGAAACUUGCUAUGAACUAUAUAAAUGAUUUAUGCCUGGCAGGGUUUGUUUAUUGCGGUGGGAAAUUCAUACUCUGUAAGACAUGGCUGACAAAACCAAGAUAUGCCAAUAUGUUUCUGUUGAGAAGAAGACAUGCAGCUUGGGUAAUAUCUGAUUCUUUGAUAAUGAGCAGAACUCAAAUUCUGCCGUUAUUGUUACUGAUUCACAUUAAAACUCUCUAUCCUGCUGUCAGGGGAGUCUCACUCUUUCCAGAUGGGAAUGGAGCUAAGAUCUGAUUAAAAUGUGUUUACCUUUGACUUAUCCUGAUGUAAGAGAAAAAAUAAAAUAUGGUUAUUGACUCAGAUACAUUUAUGGCUGAUAAUGAUAAAGAGAAUACUUGUCUACUUACUUUUAAGAAUUUGGCAAAGUGGGCUUAAACCAUAUUUAUGGAUAAAUGCAUCCAUCUUCAACAGGGAAAGUUAUCUGUUCCUAAUACAUGUGCACAGUUUUAAUACAGCCUGGCCUUGGAGCUGCAUCAUCCCUAGGGACUUGUCCAUGAUGAACGUGGCUGCCCAGGAACCCCUGUCAUGCUGGCCCAGGGAUUCUCUGCAGUUCCCAGGAUGGAGAGAUCCAUCUUUCCAUGUACUGUUGAAAUGAGAAAUAAUUGUAUCUGUCCAUCAAGAUAUUCACUCAUUCUGGAUGCUAAUUUGAGUCUACUUUUACUGAACUAAUAUAGCAAGUCUAAUCCAAUCAUUCUCUUCUUUAUUUAACAUGCCACACUUGCCUGCGUUCAGCAGGGGGUCCUCCUUGGCACUGCUGCAUGGGUUGCUUCUAUGAAGCCUUAGCCUGUUCUUGGAAUUUGUCAAUCUGUUAUUUGAUCUCAUUAAGUCAAACAUGAGAGAGAAAGUAUUCAUUUGUGAACUGAACUCAUCAAUCUCCAGGUCAACACGUAGCUGCUGUACUCGUAGUGCUUAUGCCUGGACAUUUUCUAUAGCAACUGUUUUGCAAAUAAUAUCUAGAAAGUAAGCAUCUCAGGUGGCAUUUGACUUAUUCUCAUUUCCAGUUGUUCACUUGCUUAAUUUUCU
Messenger RNA from Nothoprocta perdicaria, 3038 nucleotides. RefSeq names its product neuropeptide FF receptor 2 (gene NPFFR2). The record is from RefSeq and is a predicted model, not a curated record. Gene Ontology annotation, molecular function: neuropeptide receptor activity; opioid receptor binding; peptide binding. The transcript has 5 exons. Bases 721 to 1950 code for a protein of 409 amino acids. NCBI's taxonomy places the organism in Eukaryota, Metazoa, Chordata, Aves, Tinamiformes, Tinamidae. Gene Ontology annotation, biological process: regulation of adenylate cyclase activity; regulation of MAPK cascade; G protein-coupled receptor signaling pathway. Gene Ontology annotation, cellular component: membrane.